AAGGUUACCAUUGAUUGCCUUUCCUUUCCUCGUUGCCCGGGAAACAUCUUGCAAGCUUUUCGUUCCAUGGUUUUAACUGCAGCAACCACCCUUAAGAAAACUUCAGACGCCUGUCACAAACUGGACGUCAGUAUCCUGGAACGUUACGUCAAAGGUUGGUUUAAUUAUCAUUGUAUAUCUAUUAUGUAAUAUGCAUUAUGUUAAAAAGUCGAUUCCUGGAUUUCCUUCCUACAAGUAAGUUGUGUGCCCUUAUGCAUAGCUCAUAAACAUUAUUAAAACUAAUUUUAAACAAAAUAUGGUAAUUUCUCUCGAUGUGAAAAACGCGCCUAGUUUAGUUAGAUCAAUUUUUUGUUUAUGUAGCUAAAAUAGAUGUCUAUAAAUUUCUCACUGUGAAAAUUUGGCAAGAGCUGCUGAAAACUGUUAUAUGUAUUCGAAACACGGGGGUCGCCAGAAUAGUUUAUUAAUUUACUGAUUUAUUUAUUUUGAGUUCCCACGAUCGCAUGUGAAAACAACGAAAAAGUUGAAGAUGUAUGUGGUAGGAGUUGCAAAUGUCAGGAUGGGAGCCACAUAUCUUGCUACAGAGUAAGAAAAGAGUUCACUAAAAUGAGCGUUGAAGAACGAAUGCGCUUCAUAAAAGCCUUCAAACUGGCUUCGUCUGAUGCACGAUACACAGGUGAAUAUGACAAAAUAACGAACAUUCACUUAAGAAUCCCAAGCAAGUUACUCCAUCACAUGCCUCAGAUAUUCCUACCAUGGCACAGAUGGUAUCUGCUUGAAUUUGAAAACUUUCUUCGCCAAAUCGACUGCCGGAUUACAAUUCCUUACUGGAAUUGGAGCAAAGACGCGGAACACUGGACCCGAGGCUAUAAAAUGGAGGAUACAUGGAACCCAGGUCCUCACGGUCUGGGAGGCAAUGGAGUUCUCCCUGAUAACUGCGUAAUUGAAGGCCCAUUUCAGAAGGGUGAAUUCUCGUUACCACAGGCUGCGGGUGGUGGUUGCUUGAAAAGAAAUUUUAAUAAUUCUUGCAACCCACCAAACGCAGACUAUGCCCAAAACCUUGUCAUACAGGAAAAUUUUACUGUUUUUGAGAAAACAAUUCGCGAGAUUUUCCACUCAAAAUUUCACGAUUGCGUGGGUGAAAGCAUGUAUUGUUUUUUGACGGCCGCGUACACUCCGGAAUUCUGGCUUCACCAUGGGUUUAUCGACAAACUUUGGGCGGACUGGCAAAAGAAGAAAGGUAACAAAUUUGAGUAUUAUCCUGAAAUCAGCUUUAUAAUGCCGGGGUCUGAUAGGUUUCCGUGGGAAUAUCUUGAUGUUGACCAGUUACCUGGCGAUGUACGAGUGUUGUACGAAGAUUAA
This is a messenger RNA of Porites lobata, 1359 nucleotides long. NCBI's taxonomy places the organism in Eukaryota, Metazoa, Cnidaria, Anthozoa, Scleractinia, Poritidae. The record is from the annotation of a GenBank genome assembly.